Xiphophorus maculatus (southern platyfish) is the source of this 2616-nucleotide messenger RNA. RefSeq names its product protein brambleberry-like (gene bmb). The coding region runs from base 501 to 2375 and encodes 624 amino acids. The transcript has 13 exons. The record is from RefSeq and is a predicted model, not a curated record. NCBI's taxonomy places the organism in Eukaryota, Metazoa, Chordata, Actinopteri, Cyprinodontiformes, Poeciliidae.
GGGGCGUAUAUGCAUUUGUUUUUCUGUUGCUUGAUACAACAUUAGCAAUUAGCUGGAGAAACUGAGUAAGCGACACACUGUGCUGGACGAGGCGCUGUAUCACUCUGGACGAAUGAAAAGUGGGAUCCGGCGAACGGAUCUUAAGAACGGAUCAUUUUACUGAUUCCAAAGAUUCAGCACACUCAAAUGAACUGCCGUUUACAGUUCAUGUAACUUGUAAGUUUGUUUGAUUUCUUCAAUCCGCGCUGCCGACAGGGUCGGGCGGUGCAACGAGCGUCGUCUGACACAACCUCGGCAGUAUUUUGCCCCGCAGUUUGUCGUUUAUGCCGAAAAACAAAUUGAGCGCACCCAUAAAGGCGUCGUUGAAAAAUGCGACAAAUAUGAUUGGUUGCCUGGCCGUGGAGCAAAUUUAGCCAUUAUCUCCAUCAGCUGUCAUUGCCUGUGGGAUCUCCAGAGUGGUGGUUUUUUCUGCAGGAGUUUUCUCCAAACUCAGAUAAGAUAUGGGCCACCUUCUGAUCCACUGUCCGCUCCUGCUGGUUACGGCCUGCAUGCUGGCCUGGCCUGUAGUCAGCGGGCUCUUUGAAUGGUUGAGGACCCCGCAGCCUCCCUCUACGGUGGCUCCCCCUCCCGUAGCUCCAUCGCUCCUGGCUAAGGAUGCUCAGUUUGAAAUGGUGACUUCAGACGAGAAGUUUCUGGCUGAGGCGAAGCAGCUGGAGCUGAGCCCAUUGGACAGCUGCCAUUACAGGGUGGUUGCUCGUUUGAGGGCAAGCUGUGAAAGCCUCUCUGAGGAAAAUCUUGCAAAGCUCGGAGUGGAACUGUUCAACUGCCAGGCGGAGAUCGAAGGGCGUCGGUCCUUUCCAUGUACUCAGGAAAUGACCAUUAAAGAAUGCACAGAAGAUAUGGACCCGGACACCUGGAAUGCCUAUCACAUAGUGAGCAACAGAGCACGCUCAGUUUGCUACGCGGCUCGCCAGCAGCUGUUUCGCCGCCGAGCAGAGCUCACAGUCAAUUCCCUCAUCUCCACGGCAUCAAGCCAGUUAGAUGCAAUGAAAGACCUGAAGGUUGGACAGCUGGAGCUGAAAGAACUGACUGCAGCUUCUCUCGACAAGCUGCUUGAGGGCCAUAGCACCCUCCAGGCUCAACAGGGCAAAUUGCAUGAGGGCCAGGAGCAGAUGGAAGGUUCACUGAGAGAAAAUCUGGAACGUCUUGGUCAGGAAAAGGCCCUCAUUGCCUCUGGACAGGAGCUGGUGGCCCAACUCAUUCAGGGCAUCGCUAAAGGAAUGGAAAACGUGAGCAAACAUCUGCAGAUCCAAAGCUCAGAGGUCCAAGAUGGCCACAAAGCAAUCACUGAUGACCUUGCAGAGGUCAGGCACCAAGCUCAGGAUAUCUACCAGAAAAUUGACCACAGCAUGUCUGAGUUUCUCCAGUACCAGGACCAGACCUCCCAGUACUACACUGACCUGAUGAACAAACUGGAGCGCAUGAACAGCACACUGGGAGUCAUGCUGCACUAUCUGGACAACAUGGAGGUUCGGAUAGAGGAGAGGCUUCACAUGAUUCAGAGCUACCUUGGCUGGGCAGGUUUAAGUCUGACUGCUAUGUGGACGUGUGUUGCACACACAGCCUACUUCGUAUUGUGUGCAGUCCUUCUGACGUUCCUGCGCUGUCCGGGUUUCUCCAGAGCCAUGUUGCUGCUCAUGGUUCCCCUGAAUGCAGUGGCUGAGGUCAACCAGCAGCCAGCGCUGGACCUCACCAGCCUCAGUGUGCUGCUGCUGGCUUUUUCCCUGGGUCAGUGGUUUGUGACUCGCUUUUGGGCUUGUGUGCCAAGCAAAGAAGAGUCAGUUCCACCAUCGCUGCUUGGUCCAUGCAAUGUCAUGGAGCCUCAGAAGCACACGAUGUUGGGUCCACCAUCAUCUACAUCAGAAAGUUUCAGAUGUGAAAAAAGCGACUUAUUUGAGCAAGACAGCUUGUUGAAUCAUGACAGCUUUUUAUCAGAUGAACUUGGGAUAUCAGCAGUAACUCCCCCUCAGAGGAGACCCGUUCGAGAGCCUAACUUCCCACCAAUAUUUGGAACACUGAAUCAGUCCACUCCCAGACCGAUAUCCCACAAACUUUUAUCAAGGGCUCUAGUUGAUGAUAUCCCUCAAAAAAUCUUGAGAGGAGUUUUUGAUGCAGCAAAUGAGUCUCAUGAUUUUGGCAAAGACUCUAGAAGUGCAAGUCCUACUCUAUCGAUUAUCACUAACAGCUCUUUGUCGGGCCGUUUCUUGUGUAAUGGAAUCACAAAAGCAGGGAAAGCCUGUAAGAAGAAGGCAGUUCCAGGUCAGGAAUACUGCCAUGUCCAUGAGGGGGGACACAGUUCUUAUGUUCAGUCCUAAAAUGUUGAACGUUGAGACAUUUUAUGUUUUUAACUGGAGCCACUGCUCCAAAGACUGUUUGCAGCAUUUUUUUUACUACACUACAUCAGUAGAAAUUUUAAAUGUUUGUCACUAGAAAUAGAAUUUUUACCAGUUUUUUUUUAUAUAUAAAUUAUUUCUCACAGAUGUAUUUUGUUUUUAAGUAAAAGGUUGCAGGCGGUGCAAAUUUAAACCAUUUGUCAGUAUUUAAUAAAUUCAAAUA